AAAUUGUAUAGAUCAUGCGUUAAUAACCUAUUUAUGUACUUAUAUGAAAUAUAUUAUAAUGAAUUAAAAUAUUGUAAGCAAUUUAUUGUAUGAGAUUUGCAGAUUUAACCUAUCCUAACUUAACCUAUAAAUACACAUGGUAAAUGUAAAUAAUGGAUCGAAGUGGUGCAAAACAUAGUAGAAUUCCCUUUAUACCUGGAACUAAGCCAUCAAUAAAGAAUUCACAAUUACUGAUAUCAUCAGGAAUUCCUUCUUUAGAUCAUAUAAUAGGCGGUGGAUUACCUGUUGGUUCUUUGUUUCUUAUUGAGGAAGAUCGAUAUGGUACAUAUGCAAAAGUUAUGUUGAGGUAUUUUAUGGCAGAAGGUAUAGUCACAAAUCAACCACUAUUGAUAGCAUCCAAAGAUGUUAAGCCAUCUGAUUUUGUAUCAGACAUACCAACUGUGAUAACAGAGACACCGGUUGAGAAACCUUUUGUCACAGAUGAACAAAUGAAAAUUGCUUGGAGGUAUCAGAACAUGAAAUUAAUUGACACAUCUCCAACUGGAGGUCAAGUUUUUGGUCACUUCUAUGAUCUUACAAAGACAAUGAAAAAAGAAGUACUUGAACAAGCAAAUAUCACACACUGGUGUGAUGAUAGUUUUCCUAAAAAGGAUGAUAUGUUUGAGAAUAUGACAUAUUCAAGGUUACUAAAAUGUAUUCAAGAAAUUUUGAAGGAGGGACAAUACUUAGUUUCAGAGAUCCCUGAAAAAAGACAAGUUUUAAGAAUUACAAUUCAUUCCUUAGGAUCUAGAUUAUGGUUUAGUGAUUCUGAGAAUGAUUCACAUCAAGAUUUAUUGAAGUUUCUGUAUCACUUUAGAGCACUUUUGAGAUACUCUUAUGCAGUGGGAGUGAUCACUGUACCUGUGGAUUGUUUAGAUAAUUCUAAUGCUAUAGUAGAACGAAUUGAACAUUUGUCAGAUAUCGCAAUUAAAUUAGAAUCAUUCGCGGGCUCUCAAAAAGAGACAAAUCCAUUAUUUAAAGAUUAUCAUGGCUUACUGCAUCUAAAAAAAAUGCCUGCUAUAAAUACUAUAGCACCUCAUAAAACAGAAUCGUGUGAUCUUACGUUCAAACUACGACGGAAGAAAUUUUUUAUUGAGGUUUUGCAUUUACCACCCGAAUUGGGAGAUACCGUGCAACGAGAACAAGAUGAAGAACCAUUUGGAUGCUGUAGUCAAUCGCGUGAAAGCCCAUUAGAUUUUUAAACUCUGUAUAAAUAUUUCAUACUCUAAAAAAAAAAAAAAACAAUAAAACUGUAUUAUUUU
Osmia lignaria (orchard mason bee) is the source of this 1301-nucleotide messenger RNA. It is a transcript of the gene Elp4, whose product is annotated as Elongator complex protein 4. Gene Ontology annotation, biological process: tRNA wobble uridine modification. Lineage: Eukaryota; Metazoa; Arthropoda; Insecta; Hymenoptera; Megachilidae. The record is from RefSeq and is a predicted model, not a curated record. Gene Ontology annotation, cellular component: transcription elongation factor complex; cytoplasm; elongator holoenzyme complex.